AUGACGGAGCACUUUUCAGUACCCCUCCCAGGGACUCAAAGAAGGCUGGAGUCACCGUCCGGGGAUUGGGUCAUCGGGGCCCAUAACUGCCAUCCAAAUCACACCGCACCCGCCCCUGCUGAACCCUCCUGCAGGUGCAAAACUGACGCCUCAGUGAAAUACGAGGACAUCAUCUCUAAGAGUCUUCCUGUCCGUUCAGGAUCUCCUGCUGUCUACCAGCUGAGACCAAAGAAAGAGGAGAUUGGAUCUCUAAGAAGAAUGACUCUUGGUGAAAAAGAUCUGAACCAGACAAACAGAACCAUCUUACUUGUUGGAGAAACAGGAGCAGGAAAAUCUACUCUGGUCAACACUCUGGUCAACUACACCAUGGGAGUAGAGUGGGAGGAUGAUGUCUGGUUUCAGAUUGUCAAGGAGAAGGAGAAAAGAAACCAAUCAGAGGAGGAGAAAAGAAACCAACCAAAGAGUCAGACAACAGAUGUGAUCGUGUACCAGAUCUUUGGAUUUGAAGGUAAAACUCUGCCCUACUCUCUGACCAUCAUCGACACUCCUGGAUACGGAGAUACCAGAGGGAUUGAACAUGAUGCUAAAGUCAGUGAGAGAUUAUUAGACUGGUUCCGCUCAGAAGAUGGAGUUCAUGAGAUUAAUGCAGUGGGUCUGGUGCUGAAAGCAACUGAGAAUCGACUGGAUGAUCGACUGAUGUACAUCUUUGAUUCAGUGGUGUCUCUGUUUGGAAAAAACAUGGAGCAGAACAUCGUCGCCCUCAUCACACACUCAAGUGGUCUGACACCUGAAAACGCUCUGAAAGCUCUCGAGGAUGCAAACAUUAAAUGUGCCAAAGAUGAAAAGAAUCAGCCGGUUCACUUCCUGUUUGAUAACUGCCAGAGCGAACAGAAAACACAAGGAAAUCAGGACCGUUUGAAAAGCUCAUGGGACUUAACAUCAGUUGAAAUGGGUCAGUUCACUGAUUUCCUUAAAGGAAACGCCCCUCAGAAGCUGAUGAAAACUGCUGAAGUGUUGAAAACACGAAUGAGACUGAAAGCCUGCAUCCAAAACCUGCAGGAGAGGAUCGAGCUGACGGAGCUGAAACAGAGAGAAAUCCAACAGACCCAGGAAGCUCUGAAGAAACAUGAAGAGGAGAUGAAGAACAAUGAGAACUUCACGUUAGAAAUCGAUGAGGUCUACAAAGUUCAAGAGGAUAUCAGUGAGAGGAGGUGGUGGGCGUUGGGGUUUAAUUAUGGAGGAGCUGUCUGCUGUACAGUCUGUGAGGAGAACUGUCACCAUCCCUGCACACUGGCCUGGUAUCCAGGACACUGUGAGGUCAUUAAAGAUGGCCGCUGCACUUCAUGUAGUGGGAAGUGUCCUGUGUCAGAUCAUGUGAAGGAAAAGAAAAUCUAUGUGACCGAGACAAGAAAAGUUAAAAAGACCCUGCAAGAUGUGAAAGAGAAGUAUGAAAAGGAGAAAUCAGAGUGUGACAAGAAAACAAGCCUGUUGGAAAAACUACAGAAGGAAAUGAAAGAACUUGAGAAAGAUAAAGAUCAGAUGUUGGAUGAAUCCUUCCAACAGGUUGUCAAUCUGGAGCAGAUCGCUCUGAAUGUUAUUUCACUGUCCACUCUGGUGUAG
Molecule: messenger RNA, 1620 nt
Organism: Acanthopagrus latus (yellowfin seabream)
Lineage: Eukaryota; Metazoa; Chordata; Actinopteri; Spariformes; Sparidae
Exons: 4
Coding region: 1-1620 (539 amino acids)
Molecular function (GO): GTP binding
Source: RefSeq, a predicted model, not a curated record